AUUUUUCUUAACGAAUUCUCGGACGCUGAUUAAAAAAAUGUAAAUUCUUAAAAUAAUAUAAAUUACUUUAGCAAACAAAAACAUAUAAAAGCAAAAAAUUCGAUUAUAUCACAUAAAUUUUGGUGUUAAAAUUAUAUUUUUCUGUUAAGUGAAAUCGAGAAUAAUACGAUAGUCUUCUUAUUAGAGUAUAAAAGAGCCACAUAAAAAUCUAACAAGAACUUGUGUAAAAGCAAGGAAUCAACGCGAAAUUAAUUUAUUAAAAUUCCAUCAAAAUGGGAUUUUUGCAACAAAUGCUAUUAAGCCGCUGCGCCCCACCGCUUAUGUUUAUAAUAAAACGGACAGUUAAAAAGCAGAACUCAAAUCCGACAAGAUUAGCAGAAGUAGGUCGUUUGGAAACUAUCAAAUUAGAUGGCAAAUAUGAAACUGGACAAUUAUUUCUGCAUCGUAUAUUCGGUUAUAGAGGCGUGGUAUUAUUUCCUUGGACAGCACGUGUUUACGAUCGCGACUUGCACAGUCAAACCAAACCAACGCCAUCAACUAAAGCAACGACUGCACAGCCACCUCAAACGACAAUAACGCAGCCGCCUUCUAUAAAUUCCAACACAGCUGCUGCAAGUAAUGCAACCGAAACAGGUAAAUCAGCAGCAAGUCAAGAAUAUUUUCCGCCGAAAUCUUCAACAGACGCCGCAGAGAGCGUUUCAGCUGCUUUAAAAUCCCAGUUAAGCGAAGUGGUUAAUACAUUAAAUUCUGCGGUCAGUAGUAAUACAUCUUCAAGUAGUUCGACAACAAGCAAAUCAGCUACGGAAACCAAAAGUAACGCGACCAGCGGCACGAAUUCUACAUCAACUAGCAGUAAUGCUUCAAGUUCAACGUCUUCAACUUCUAAGGAUAGCAAUUCCAAAGAAAUUAGAGGCAAGGUGCACACUUUCUAUCAGGUGCUAAUCGAUUCAAGAGACUGCCCGUACAUAAGAGCGCAGACCGAGGCAGUAACAUUUUUAGGUAGUCAAGACUCUAAUCGCAGCCUGUAUGCAAUACCUGGUUUAGAUUACGUGUCGCAUGAUGAUAUUAUGCCGUAUUCGUCUACCGAUAAACUGCCUUUGCACCAUGAAUUAUUUGACAAGUUCCUGAAUCACGUCCCUGAAAAGCAACCAACGUUCGAAGCCAAAGACACGCUCAAAUCCUGGCAAGAUAAAAAUCAUCCUUGGCUGGAGUUAAGCGAUGUACAUAAAGAAACUACAGAAAAUAUACGUGUCACUGUGAUACCAUUCUAUAUGGGAUGUCGUGAGACGCCGGCCUCGUCCGUAUAUUGGUGGCGUUAUUCUAUACGUUUAGAAAAUUUAGGAAUGAUGAGUGUGCAGUUACGAGAACGACACUGGCGUAUAUUUUCUUUGUCCGGUACUUUGGAAACUGUACGAGGCCGAGGCGUUGUAGGCCAGGAGCCUAUAUUAAGUCCUCGCCUGCCCGCCUUUCAAUAUAGCAGUCAUGUAAGUCUGCAAGCGCCGAGCGGUCAUAUGUGGGGUACGUUUCGUUUGGAACGCGAAGAUGGUCAUAUGUUUGAUUGCAAAAUCCCGCCCUUCUCGCUUGAAAGCAAGCCCGAAGAUCCCAUCACGGGACAGCCAAUUAAAAUGGAUUAAAAGCAAGUAGGACUUAAAAUUAAUCGCAUAGUUAAAGAACAGUUUUAAUUUAAUAUUUUAGAACUUGCUAUGAUUUUAUGCAAAAGUUUGAAGAAGUUUGAGAUAUAUAUAUAUAUAUAUAUAGUGCAUAACUAAAGUUUUCAGAGCAGAGAUAAAAUCACUAAAUUUAAUGUGAUUGUAGCCAAUUUAAAUUAAAAUGAAAAAAAUUAAAGU
Messenger RNA from Glossina fuscipes, 1847 nucleotides. RefSeq names its product polymerase delta-interacting protein 2 (gene POLDIP2). Gene Ontology annotation, molecular function: DNA binding. The record is from RefSeq and is a predicted model, not a curated record. NCBI's taxonomy places the organism in Eukaryota, Metazoa, Arthropoda, Insecta, Diptera, Glossinidae. Bases 273 to 1634 code for a protein of 453 amino acids. The transcript is spliced from 4 exons. Gene Ontology annotation, cellular component: mitochondrial nucleoid; nucleus. Gene Ontology annotation, biological process: error-free translesion synthesis.